Messenger RNA from Salarias fasciatus (jewelled blenny), 1781 nucleotides. Its product is annotated as high mobility group protein HMGI-C-like. Gene Ontology annotation, cellular component: nucleus; chromatin. Gene Ontology annotation, biological process: regulation of DNA-templated transcription. Gene Ontology annotation, molecular function: transcription coregulator activity; DNA binding. The record is from RefSeq and is a predicted model, not a curated record. The transcript has 6 exons. Lineage: Eukaryota; Metazoa; Chordata; Actinopteri; Blenniiformes; Blenniidae. The coding region runs from base 216 to 578 and encodes 120 amino acids.
GAGGGGAGAGAGAGGGAGAGGGAGUGUGAGAGAGAGAUUACCCUUUCAUUCCAGCCAAUGAGACGGUCGAUACACUAAGAUUUCCAGAGUUGUGCAGGGGCACAAAGUGAGUGUGUGAACUUUUCAGGUAAAGCUGCGAACCGACUAAAGCCCUCAAGGCCGCUGCUCCAGACUUUGAUGCCCACACCCUUUGAAGCAGGUGGACCGACGCAGGCAUGAGUAACAGUGGGACCAAAGAGCCGUCUCCCCAGCCCAGCACUGCCCAGUCGCCCUCCGAGCCUCAGCGGCGAGGCAGGGGUCGACCACGGAAACAGCAGUCGGAGCCUGCCGGACCAGAGGCCCCAAAGAGACCCAGAGGGCGACCGAAAGGCAGCAAGAACAAAGGCCCCAAAACUGCAACAAAGAAAGUAGAGUCCGCUGGGGAGAAGCGGCCACGAGGGCGACCAAGGAAAUGGCCUCAGAAAGUAGUUCCAGAAGUGACUGAAGAGCAGCAGGGCCUUCCUAGAGAGGCUGGGGAGGGUCCUUCGCAGCCCGAAGCCUCGUCAUCUCAGGUGCCAGCUCAGGAGGAAGGGGAGUAGACGGGACACCUACCUCAAGGUUCGACCUCAAACAAAAGGGGCACAAUCUGUCUCCCACCUGUGAUGAGGAUUCAGGAAAACAGACACACACACACUCAAAACUCACUGCAAACAGUAGUUUCCCCUCCCGACCCCACUGAACCCUGGGUUUGUUGUUGACCCUCAGAGUUUGGCUCGCUUGGUGAACAAUCUUUGUUGACAUUGGGGUGUUUGAUCAUUGCAAGACUUUCUUUAAGGAGUAGUUCCACUUUUUGGGAAGUGUAGAUUUUUUUUGCCUUCGCUGAGUUUAUGUACUUUAUGUAAGGAGCUACUGGCUACAACACUAUAAAAACAGUGUUUUUAAAAUCUGAACGAAACACAAAUGCAGCUUAUAUGCAUGUCGAAUUUAAACAUACUGGUGGGUGGAGUCUGUUAUCUUAGAAAGAUCGACAGUACCUGUUUUUAUUCUUUAAAAUCAGCCAUUAUUUUCAUAUGUUCUUAUAAAUCACAAAUUCCCUUAAAGUCGAACUAUUCCUUUAAGCAUGACAGCUGUCUUGCCGCCCUCUGUGUGCGUACGGGGGGGGGGGCGGCAGAGGAGCUGCUGAGGGCUGAAGAAAAGUAAAGGAACCAAACCUUAGUGUUGUUUUGGUAACACAUUUUAAAAUCAAGUGUCCUUGUAUGAAACGGGAGCAAAACUUUUUCCUCAACCAAUGUUACAACAGAAACACGGUGUGCUAAAGUCGUUCGUGUAAAAGGUUUCAUUCCGGAGUUAAAAUAUCCGCUUUGGGAGGGAAAAGCCUCGUUUGUUCUAUACUUGAAAAUGAGAUUAGAGGAUUAUAUGGCUUCAGUUUCAAAAGGAAAAAGUUAAAAAAAAAUCAUCUAAUUGUUAUUUUUCUCCAAACUUUAAGUGAUUUCAAGAAAACGUGUCCAAAGUUUUAAAUGGAUGUUUUACAGAGGGAAGAAAACCGUUCGACUUUAGUCAGCAGUGUUUUUGCCACACUCAGGAUUUCAUUUUUAACAGUGCUUUUGACAGCUUAUUGAAACCUCAGGUACAAAACUAUUCAGGAACAUUUUGUCUACUCAGUAAAAAAAAAUUAUGGUGCUGUGUUUGUUGCGCAUUUCUAAUCUGUAUUUGACAUUACCAGUAUGCCUUGAAACAAAGACCUCAUUUAAACCUCAGUUACUCUCAGUUUCCUCAUCUCUCAUUCUACCUCAGCAACACAA